AUGUUGAGAAUCAACAUUUUACUGAUUCUAGUUUUUCUCACAUUGGCUUGUUCUUCGGUUAGAGCCACUGUCUCGUAUGAUGAUAAAGCCUUCAUUAUUAAUGGGCAAAGAAAGAUUUUGAUUUCUGGCUCCAUUCACUACCCAAGAAGCACUCCUCAGAUGUGGCCUGAUCUUAUACAGAAGGCUAAAGAUGGAGGAUUGGAUGUUAUACAGACUUAUGUAUUUUGGAAUGGGCAUGAGCCUUCUCCUGGGAAAUAUAAUUUUGAGGGAAGGUUUGAUCUUGUCAAGUUCAUUAAGCUGGUGCAACAAGCAGGCCUCUAUGUUCACCUCCGCAUUGGCCCCUAUGUCUGUGCAGAAUGGAACUUUGGGGGAUUUCCCGUUUGGCUAAAAUUUGUACCAGGUAUAGAAUUUAGAACAGACAAUAAGCCCUUCAAGGUGGCUAUGCAAGGAUUUGUUCAAAAAAUUGUGAAUAUUAUGAAGUCAGAAAAAUUGUUUGAGCCUCAGGGAGGUCCAAUAAUUAUGUCACAGAUAGAAAAUGAAUAUGGACCAGUUGAAUGGGAAAUUGGUGCUCCUGGUAAGGCUUAUACAGCAUGGGCAGCAAAUAUGGCUGAGGGACUGAACACUGGUGUCCCAUGGAUCAUGUGCAAACAAGAAGACGUCCCGGCUAAUAUUAUAGAUAGUUGCAAUGGUUUUUACUGCGAAGGCUUUCGUCCUAAAAAUCCCAAUAAACCCAAAAUGUGGACUGAAAUCUGGACCGGCUGGUAUACACAAUAUGGUGGUCCAGUUCCUCACAGACCUGUAGAAGACUUGGCUUUUUCAGUGGCUCGGUUUGUCCAGAAUAAUGGUUCAUUCUUCAAUUAUUAUAUGUACCAUGGAGGAACCAAUUUUGGCCGAACAGCUGCAGGUCUUUUCGUUGCCACAAGCUACGAUUAUGACGCUCCAUUAGAUGAAUAUGGACUACCGUCUGAGCCAAAAUGGGGCCACUUAAGAAAUUUGCAUAAAGCAAUUAAGCAAUGUGAACCGGCUUUAGUUUCAUCAUAUCCAACCGUAACCUGGCCAGGGAAGAAUCAAGAGGUUCACGUAUUCAGAUCAAGAUCUGGGGCUUGUGCUGCUUUCCUUUCAAACUAUGACCCUACAUAUUCUACAAAACUGAUGUUCCAAAAUCAUCCAUAUGAUCUGCCUGCUUGGUCCAUCAGCAUUCUGCCUGACUGCAAGACUGAAGUAUACAACACUGCAAAAGUUAACGUACCAAGCUCAAAGGCGAAGAUGACACCUAUAAGUAAUGGGUUAUCAUGGCAGUCAUACAAUGAAGAAACUCCUUCAGCUGAUAACAGUGAUGCACUUGUAAGGGAUGGUUUAUUAGAGCAACUAUAUGUUACCAGAGACUCCUCAGAUUAUUUAUGGUACAUGACAGACGUCAAUAUAGCAUCUAAUGAAGGAUUUCUAAAGAGUGGACAGUGGCCUCUUCUCUCUAUCAUGUCUGCUGGUCAUGCCUUGCAUGUUUUUAUCAAUGGCAAGUUAUCAGGAACCACGUAUGGGAGCUUGGAUAAUCCAAAACUGACAUUUAGCGAUUACGUGAAUUUGAGAGCUGGUGUUAACAAAAUCUCUUUACUCAGUGUUGCUGUGGGUAUUGCGAAUGUUGGUGUGCAUUACGAGAAAUGGAAUACUGGAGUGCUGGGUCCAGUCAGCUUGAAGGGACUCAACGAGGGCACAAGAGACUUGACGAAGCAGAAAUGGUCUUAUAAGGUCGGUUUGAAAGGUGAAUCAUUAAGCCUUCAUACUGUCAGUGGAAGUUCCUCGGUUGAAUGGAUACAGGGAUCACAAUUGGCACAAAAGCAGCCUCUUACAUGGUACAAGGCUACCUUUAAUGCACCAGAAGGAAAUGAUCCAUUAGCCUUAGAUAUGAUAAGCAUGGGAAAAGGUGAAAUAUGGAUAAACGGCGAAGGCAUAGGUCGACACUGGCCUGGUUAUAUAGCGAAAGGGAACUGCGGGGCCUGUAAUUACGCCGGUAUAUUCAAAGAGACGAAAUGCCAAAGUGAUUGUGGACAGCCUUCUCAGAGAUGGUAUCAUGUUCCACGUUCGUGGUUGAAACCAACCGGGAAUCUGUUAGUGGUGUUCGAAGAAUGGGGCGGUGAUCCGACUAAAAUUUCAUUGGUUAAGAGAACUGCAUAA
Messenger RNA from Fraxinus pennsylvanica, 2172 nucleotides. NCBI's taxonomy places the organism in Eukaryota, Viridiplantae, Streptophyta, Magnoliopsida, Lamiales, Oleaceae. The record is from the annotation of a GenBank genome assembly.